Molecule: messenger RNA, 2275 nt
Organism: Malaya genurostris
Lineage: Eukaryota; Metazoa; Arthropoda; Insecta; Diptera; Culicidae
Product: SLIT and NTRK-like protein 4
Exons: 2
Coding region: 707-1882 (391 amino acids)
Cellular component (GO): membrane
Molecular function (GO): protein binding
Source: RefSeq, a predicted model, not a curated record
GGUUGUUCUUUCGGGUUAGUCGUUUAUGCGGCAGCUCUGUCUCUUCGGUUGAUGACGCGUGCCUGGUUAGUAUUUGGGUCUACCAGUGCAUUGUUUGCGUAUGGCUAAAACCGUGGGUCGAAGAGCACAACUAGAAACCUAUCACUUCGACUCUAUACCUCGGUGUCAGUCGGACAGCCUGUUCGAAUACAUACCUGUUGAAGCCUUUACCUGUAUGUGGUGUUGUUCUGUGCCUGUGCUUAAGGUGUGCGUGACGGCUUAGCGAACGGCUGCGCCUACUUAUUUAUGCGACUCCGUCACUUAUUAUGGCUGGAGCAGUCAUGAAGUCAUCGCGGCAACUGCAGCACAAAAGUAGGCAACAAGUGAUCUACAGAAAAGAAUCCAGAAUUCAAGAAAACCACAUGUGCUAGUUGUUUUUAUUCGUGGAACCAGCGCAAGGGAAAUUGGUCGAUUAAAUUAUGAAAAUUGUUUGACAAAGCUUCGUGAAGUUCGGUACAGAAAAACACAGUACUUCGAAUGUGGGGAACUUGCCAAUAGCCAAGGUGUAUAUGGAAAAAGCUAAUUUACUGUAAGAGGCAACGGAUGGAAGACUUGUUCAUCAUUUCCGCUGUGGACUACGGUGGCUGCCAAGAAGCAAACGCAUCCAGACCACAUAUGGAAGCAUUAUUGAACUGAAAAAAAAGAAAAGAAAAAGAAUUUGUACAAAAUGACAAACCUACUCAGUAUCGCUAUUCUCCUGCUGGGAUUCGCUGUAUUUUCGAACGCUAGUGAUUGCGGAGAGAAGUUCCGUGGCAAAUGCAGCUGCGGGCAGCAAAUGUACAACUAUCAGACCCGCUACGUAGUAAACUGUACCGGUGAAGGAUUCCGAGAUACGGCCGUACUGGAGUAUCUACCAAAACAGACAGAGGUGGUUAUUUUCACCGGGAACUACAUCGAAGAACUGCCGUGGAACGUAUUUGGUGCCAUCAAUGAUCUCGUAAAUCUCACCAUCGUAGAUAUGAGCAACAACCAUAUACGUGAGAUCCGUGGAAAAACGUAUCAUCACGUACCGAAUGUGAGGCGGUUGAUGCUGAACCAUAACAACUUAAGCAUUUCCCGAUAUGACGAUGACGAAUAUAAUCAUCACCAUCCGCGAGUGUUCUCUAACUUUAUCAAUCUAAUGGAACUGCAUCUCACGAAUGCGUUCUCUGAUAAUACAUCUGCGGAGUUGUCGGCAGAUCUGCAUGACAUUUUCGUGAGCAGUAAUCUGACCAAGUUAGUUAAACUUCAUCUCGAGCAGAACGAGAUAUCGAAGUUCAACGAUAAACGAGUAUUUUGCGAUUUACCAGCCCUGCUAGAUCUCUAUCUUGGCGACAACCUGCUAACGGCGAUCAAUUUCAACGUCACCUGUUUGAGUAAGCUCCGCUUCCUGGACCUGGAACGUAACAAAUUUGAAGAUCUACGACCACAUGACAUUAACAUGUUGGAUUCGCUCCAAGCACUUCCCGGACGAUCGGUGAAUCUCAUGGUAGACUUCACUUUCAAUCCAUUCAACUGCAACUGCACUUUGAACCCAUUGUACGAGUGGAUGCGCAAAACGAAUGUGACCGUGCGAAAUCGUGAAAAUCUCAUGUGUUUCCGAAAUAAGAAGCACCAGGAGUCAAUUCUAUCACUUAAUAUGAAAAAAUGCCAAAAGGCCCGAACGGGAAAACGAGAUCAUACCGUCACCCUAGUGUUUGUACUGAUCUGUUUAAGUUGUAUUCUAGUGGGACUAGUUGGAUCAUUGAUCUACGUGAGUAAAGACAAGCUGAAGACUUUGAUCAGUCCGAUGGUUGAUCACGUUUCUAAGAAAGUACAUUAUUCCACAAUUAAGGAUGAAGAAGCACCCGAGCAAUACGUAUGAUGCACUGAGAUGAAACUGCGGAAACAAAACGGUUCGCGUGUGGUAUUUUUGUAGAACAGUGAUCGAGAUGGAACCACGGAAAAAGAUCUAAUCAUAUUCAUAUCCAAGUUUAGCUAAGCUUAAGCCCAGUAAUGUAAAUAUUAAAAAAAAAAUUUAACUUUACAUUGUUUAAGAAAAUCAAAUUAAUGCAACUAACGCUAAAAGCAGGAUCAAUUCAAAACUUAAAAGACAUUGUUACUUAAAAUGACCUUAGGUUGACUAGAUUAGGAUAGAUAUUUUAAAGCCAAUUUUUUAUUAAAAGGUAUUUAGUUAUAAUAAAGAAAUAUUUCCAAAAGAAAAAUACGAGAUGUGACAAAUGAAAUCAUUACUCGAAUAAAUGUUUAGGUUCUUUGA